Triplophysa dalaica is the source of this 1558-nucleotide messenger RNA. RefSeq names its product methylthioadenosine phosphorylase (gene mtap). The transcript has 8 exons. Gene Ontology annotation, cellular component: cytosol. Gene Ontology annotation, molecular function: S-methyl-5-thioadenosine phosphorylase activity. The record is from RefSeq and is a predicted model, not a curated record. Bases 78 to 920 code for a protein of 280 amino acids. NCBI's taxonomy places the organism in Eukaryota, Metazoa, Chordata, Actinopteri, Cypriniformes, Nemacheilidae. Gene Ontology annotation, biological process: nucleoside metabolic process.
CAGCAUAAAAGAAAAGAAAGAAGUAACGACAGUGGGAGGCUCUGUACACUCGUCAGUGUUGUUACACGUGAAGAAAUAUGGCAUCGAACAGUAAUCUGAAGAUUGGAAUUAUUGGUGGUUCUGGUUUGGAUGACCCAGAUAUACUGGAGGAAAGAACAGAACGUUAUGUAGUCACACCGUUUGGAAAGCCAUCUGAUGCGCUGAUUUUGGGCAAAAUAAAAAACGUUGAUUGUGUACUUCUUGCAAGGCACGGGAGACAACACACCAUCAUGCCCACAAAUGUCAAUAACCAGGCUAAUAUUUGGGCAUUGAAGGAAGAGGGGUGCACACACUUGUUGGUCACCACAGCCUGUGGUUCUCUUAGAGAGGACAUCCAGCCUGGAGACAUUGUCUUGAUCGAUCAGUUCAUUGAUAGAACAACAAAACGUGCUCAGACAUUUUGUGAUGGGCAUCCCACCAGCCCCCCAGGUGUAUGUCACAUACCUAUGGCUGAACCCUUCUGCAGUAAAACUAGAAAGGUGCUACUAGAGAUCGCCCAAGGACUAGGUGUAAAGUGUCACCCUCGUGGGACAAUGGUCACUAUAGAAGGGCCACGUUUCUCCUCUCGGGCAGAGAGCCUUAUGUUUAGACAAUGGGGAGCUGAUGUCAUUAACAUGACAACCGUACCGGAAGUGGUUCUUGCCAAGGAGGCUGGCCUGUGCUAUGCUAGUAUUGCAAUGGCAACUGAUUAUGACUGCUGGAAAGAGCACGAAGAGGCGGUGUGUGUUGACAAUGUUCUGAAAACCAUGAAGGAGAAUGCAAAUAAAGCUAGCAGCAUUCUGCUCACUGCUAUACCACAGAUCUACCAGAUGGACUGGGAAAGCACAAUAAAUGCACACAAAUUGAUGUCACAGUCUUCAGUAAUGUUGCCCAAACAUUAAGGCACAUUGCAAUCAAGCAGACACCAAGUUGUGAUGUUCAUGCUGGUAUGACACUCAUUACACUUAUAGCCUCAAUUUAUUGAAGGCUGUUUGGUUUGUUUGUCAACCACAAUGACAUUGAAUAUGUGCAAAGAUUAGAGUUGGUAAACUAAAGUAAUUUGCAUGUAUGAAAGCAUUUUCGAGAGCAUGGUCAGAACUUUUGAUAUCACAUUUUUACAUUACAUUAAGUUACAUAAUUUUAUGCAUAAUAAAUACCUUUUUUUUGGUUGGAUGCAAAGCUAAAUGCAUUUCUCUUAAUACAAUAAAUUACUGUUGUUUUUCCCGAGUGCAGUUUGAAUGGGAUAUUGUUGAGCUGGGCAGUGGUUCUGUGCUUAAAACGUCCACUAUUUUGAGCCAACAGUUUUGUGAAGUUCAAAUGUAUUUAAAAAAGUAUCCCAGAUGUGUCUCAUGGGUUCAUUUUUAGUUUCCUCUUAAUGAUUUAAUACUUUAACAGUAGUUACUUUAUUUUGUUUUCAAGUGCCUGGUCUAACUAUAUAUAUUUUUGUUCUCUAGUUUCAAUAUCAAUUAUGAGUAUUGUCUAUCUUACCCUAAAGUGUGAUCAUACUACCAACACGGAAUAAAUAUUUUUAUGCAACAGA